GGGUGGUGAUGCGCCCCGGUUUUUUAGCGCGCGGCUCCCUCGCGUCCGGCGCGAUCAUUGGGGUCCUGUCGCAAUCUUUGCCCCAGCUCCUUAGCAUGCCAUGUCCCAACCUAUGCUCCGGACGCGGAUGGUGCGAUAGUGGCGACCGGCGCUGUCAAUGCUACGCAGGUUAUACAGGCGCUGACUGCUCGCUACGAACGUGUCCAUCAGGGCCUGCAUGGGCAGAUGAGGCAGACGCUAUCACGGAGUCAGACGUUGCGCACUCGUCGAUCGAGUGCUCGCGGCGAGGCCUUUGCGAGACCUCUUCCGGUAAGUGUAUAUGCGCGGAGGGCUGGGAAGGCGCGGCUUGCGAACGAAAGAGUUGUCCCAACGAAUGCUCACUGAAUGGGAGAUGCGUGUCCAUGAAAUAUUUUGCAACAACUCCGACACCAAAUGAUGCGCUCCGCUGGGAUUUUGAGGCAAUCCGUGGCUGCAAAUGCAACUCGGGCUAUACGAACUACGACUGCUCUGGCCAGUUGUGUCCCUACGGCGACGACCCUCUUUGCGCUUGGCAGCGUGAACUCACCCUACUUGUAGGCACCAAAGAAUGGGAAGAAUGCUCUGGGCGCGGCCUAUGCUCUCGAGAGACGGGAGUUUGUGCGUGCUUCUCCGGUUAUGGAUCUUCCGACGGCCAGAACAACCCCGGACCUUACGAGGACUGUGGGUACGUCCUGCCUGCGGUAGAAGCCAUGGCGGAAUUUGCGGGUGUAGUGGCCUAGCCACUGCACCCGUGUCUUGGCGACAACCUACCCUUGCUCGCAGAGAUCUUGUGUAGCAAGCCUUGGCCUCGAAUACGGCCCCGACGCUCAUAUAGCUCUGGAGAGAAGGUCGUAGUCGAGGAGCGGCCAGUCGGUGUCACAAGUAGCAUGUUAAAGUAGACACCAUGGUGGAAUCUUGAGCCGGGAGCAGCCCAUGUUAAGACAACUUCCUCGCCGAUGCUUUCACCAACAAUGGCAUAUAGGGCUACCCGAUGGCGCCUGGCUUCGGAGAAAGCCACAGUCUAGAAUCGAGCCUGGUGAUAUUCCCUGCCAGUGUUGGUCGCUUUCGACCGAUGAUCUUUCUGAGCGACUCGCAGCAAGGCCUAAUGCGCGAUAUGGUCCACGGACCGAGCGCGGCGCCAGGUCUAGGAGCCGCAGCAUCGGAUGCCCGUGUCGGAUACCGAGGUCGCGCUACAAUAAAACGAUGUCACGACCGAGGGUCAACAGCCGAGCAACUCUAAUUCUACCGACCCGUGGU
Aureococcus anophagefferens is the source of this 1275-nucleotide messenger RNA. RefSeq lists its product as hypothetical. The coding region runs from base 9 to 758 and encodes 249 amino acids. The transcript is spliced from 4 exons. The record is from RefSeq and is a predicted model, not a curated record. Lineage: Eukaryota; Pelagophyceae; Pelagomonadales; Pelagomonadaceae.